Messenger RNA from Myotis myotis, 2346 nucleotides. It is a transcript of the gene TMEM200A, whose product is annotated as transmembrane protein 200A. The record is from RefSeq and is a predicted model, not a curated record. NCBI's taxonomy places the organism in Eukaryota, Metazoa, Chordata, Mammalia, Chiroptera, Vespertilionidae. Bases 250 to 1725 code for a protein of 491 amino acids. The transcript has 2 exons.
CCCCUCGCCUGACUCAUCCGCCCGCGGUGGCCGCGCGCGCCGCUGCCCGAGCCCCCGCCGGGAUGGGGAGGGAGACCGAGGCUGCCGGCGGCUGCGGAGCUUCCUGCUGAUGACCCCGACCCUGCCGCCGCCGCCUCCUGCGCUCGUCUCCGGAGGCGCCAGACGUCCCAACAGCUCCCGGAGGGAGAGCCCGGAGAGGCGGCUGGACCUCCGAGUCCCCGCGCUCCGGACAGAAUAAAAGACGGAGCUAUGAUAGCGACUGGUGGAGUGAUAACCGGCCUGGCCGCCUUGAAAAGGCAAGACUCUGCCCGAUCACAGCAUCACGUCAGCCUCAGCCCCUCACCUGCUGCCCAAGAGAAGAAACCAGUCAGACGUCGGCCAAGGGCUGAUGUCGUGGUUGUUCGAGGCAAAAUCCGGCUUUAUUCCCCCUCUGGUUUCUUCCUCAUUUUAGGAGUGCUUAUCUCCAUUGUUGGAAUUGCAAUGGCAGUCCUUGGAUAUUGGCCCCAAAAAGAACAUUUUAUUGACGCUGAGACCACAUUGUCCACAAACGCAACUCAGGUCAUUCGGAACCAAAGUGGCGUGGUGGUUCGCUUCUUUGAGCAGCAUUUACAUUCUGAUAAGAUGAAAAUGCUUGGCCCCUUCACCAUGGGGAUUGGCAUUUUCAUUUUCAUUUGUGCUAAUGCCAUUCUUCAUGAGAACCGUGACAAAGAAACCAAAAUCAUACACAUGAGGGACAUCUAUUCCACAGUCAUCGACAUCCACACGCUAAGAAUCAAGGAGCAAAAGCAUAUGAAUGGCAUCUACACGGGUCUGCUAGGAGAAACUGAAGUCAAACAGAAUGGGAGCUCCUGUGCCUCGAGACUGGCAGCGAAUACCAUUUCCUCUUUCUCGGGUUUUAGGAGCAGUUUUCGGAUGGACAGCUCUGUCGAAGAGGAUGAGCUUGCGCUAAAUGAAAAUAAGAGUUUGGGGCAUCUUAUGCCACCUUUGCUCUCUGACAGCUCUGUCUCUGUCUUUGGCCUGUAUCCAUCUCCUUCCAAGACAACUGAUGAUAAGACGGGUGGCUCUAAGAAAUGUGAAACCAAGUCAAUUGUGUCGUCAUCCAUCAGUGCUUUUACAUUGCCUGUGAUCAAACUUAAUAACUGUGUUAUUGAUGAGCCCAGUAUAGAUAACAUCACCGAGGAUGCUGAGAACCUCAAAAGUCGGUCGAGGAAUCUGUCUAUGGAUUCCCUUGUGGUCCCUUUGCCCAACACCAAUGAGUCCUUCCAGCCGGUCAGCAUGAUGCUCCCUCGGAAUAAUUCCAUUGGGGAGUCACUGUCUAGUCAGUACAAGUCCUCUGUGGCCCUUGGACCCGGGGCUGGCCAGCUCUUGUCUCCUGGGGCUGCUAGAAGACAGUUUGGGUCCAACACAUCCUUGCAUGUGCUCUCAUCACAUUCAAAAUCCUUAGACUUAGACCGAGGUUGCUCCACCCUAACUGUUCAGGCAGAACAACGGAAACAUCCAAGUUGGCCCCGGUUGGAUCGAAGCAACAGCAAAGGAUAUAUGAAACUGGAGAACAAAGAGGACCCGAUGGAGAGGUUGCUUGUGCCCCCAACUGCAAUCAAAAAAGACUUUACCAAUAAGGAGAAGCUGCUUAUGAUCUCAAGAUCUCACAAUAACUUGAGUUUUGAACAUGAUGAGUUUUUGAGUAACAACCUAAAGCGGGGAACUUCUGAAACAAGGUUUUGAUGUUAAAAAAUAUAUAAUUUUACAAGGCUGUAUAUUUUAAAACUAUUUUCAUCAGUGUUUCCUUGUUAAAGCAUUGGCGAUAAGCAUUUUUAAUCAAAUGGUUCGUAGUGUAUUUGACCUGGCUGCUUAAUUCUGCAAUGGAGAUAGUGACAUGUUUGGGUUACUAAGACUGUAGUACUCUAUGUUAUCAUAUAUGAUUUUAUUUUUUCCAUUCCUUUGAAAGCAUGAUCUGAAUUAAAGUUUAUUUUCUUUACUUUCAUGUUCUCGUUGACGGUCGUAUUCAUAGAAUAAAGUGUCCAGUUUGGAAAAGGUAGGGAACCAAAGUGUGGGCUAGAAGUACCAAUUUCAGGCCCAAACCUCAAUAUAGUAUACUUGUAAAUGAGUAGGAGUGCAAAUCUUAGUUGUGCUUUUCUGAAUAAUUGCUUUUAUGCAGGAUUGAUUAGACGAUUUAAAAGGAAAAAGAUCCAGCUUCUGUGAGAGCCAAAUGAUAUGAAUUGUUUUAAUUCUGUGUGAGCUAAUGGAUAUGAAUUGGUUAAGUUGGUAGGUAGGUAUUUUUUCAACAUCAGUUCUAUUUUAGUGAUAUUUUAUCAAGAAACCAUGUAUUCAAGAGCCAUGGCUGAG